Protopolystoma xenopodis is the source of this 312-nucleotide messenger RNA. NCBI's taxonomy places the organism in Eukaryota, Metazoa, Platyhelminthes, Monogenea, Polystomatidea, Polystomatidae. The record is from the annotation of a GenBank genome assembly.
AUGAAUUGCUUGCGUGCCAUUGCCUGUUCGCCUGAGCCAAACGAGCAGAAAUCGGAAUUUCCACUCGUUCCGUCAUCUUUCAAUUUGGUGUGCUCGUCUCUCACUUGCCUCAACUGUCUUCUGCUGCGACAAUAUGCAUGCAUCGCCAGUCAAUUCGCGUCCAUGAGCAGUGGAGUCGGAGAAGAAGCGGCUGCCUCUACCAUACAAGCCCUAUUUCCGCUGCCGGCGCCGUCGCGUGCAAAUGGAAAGUCGUCGACCGGUUGCGCCCCAUCAAGCGCCGUCACUCAGCCGACAGCGGGUUUUCGAGCCUAG